Messenger RNA from Dendronephthya gigantea, 795 nucleotides. RefSeq lists its product as uncharacterized. Gene Ontology annotation, molecular function: structural constituent of ribosome. The transcript is spliced from 7 exons. Gene Ontology annotation, cellular component: mitochondrial small ribosomal subunit. Bases 1 to 639 code for a protein of 212 amino acids. The record is from RefSeq and is a predicted model, not a curated record. NCBI's taxonomy places the organism in Eukaryota, Metazoa, Cnidaria, Anthozoa, Malacalcyonacea, Nephtheidae.
AUGGUUGAAGAUGUUCAAACGUUGAAUGGCAAGCAUUUGCCUCAGAUAAAGACUUCAAAAGACUACAAAGUUAGUCAAAAAAUCUCCAUCGAUGCUGGAAGCCGUAUUUCCACAGUGAUUGACCAGGCUUUCCAUCGACCGAAUUUUGCUACGGAUGCUGUGGGAAUCACGCUCAGAGAAGUGCAACGACUAAGCAGUCGAAUGCCUGUUUUAUUCGCGGCAGACGAAUUUAAUGGCUUUUUCUGGAAAACGUCGCUUAAGAAUCCAGAAACGAACGAUUGGUUGAAACCGCGAGACCUCAGCAUGGUUCAUCAUUUUAGAAAACUGUUCAUACAGAAAUCUUCUUUGGGACGCGGAAGUUAUGUUCUAGCCUUGUCGAGGAUUGGAAUGGAAAAGGCAUUCUGUUCAAGUUACAAUCAUGUUCAUCUAUUGAGUCAACAGGGUCUGUCUCUUAUCGGCUCAUACGAACCUGUUCAAGUCUGUGAAUACGAUAACGAUGAACUAAUGCAAGGUCUAAAAUAUUACAAAUUGAAAGGGUUGUUUUCAAGAGAUUUCAAUCACAGUCAAACUUUUCAAGAGGUUGCAUUCCUAACAGAUCGUCGACCGUCGUUGGUUCAAAAAAUAUGUUUUUCGUAUUAGUUAGCGAAGCAUGAGUAACCUACGUGAAGGUACAUUUGAGUACACAGAUGGUACAUAAUGUUACCUGAUGCUAAAACGCAUGUACAGAAGGGGAUAUUGUCUGAACGACUAUCUAAAGCGUUUGCAUAAUCAAGAGCGUUUCCAAGGACAUUGACU